Tuber melanosporum (Perigord truffle) is the source of this 3104-nucleotide messenger RNA. RefSeq lists its product as uncharacterized. The record is from RefSeq and is a predicted model, not a curated record. Bases 620 to 2728 code for a protein of 702 amino acids. Gene Ontology annotation, biological process: glycogen biosynthetic process. The transcript has 9 exons. Gene Ontology annotation, cellular component: cytoplasm. Gene Ontology annotation, molecular function: alpha-1,4-glucan glucosyltransferase (UDP-glucose donor) activity. NCBI's taxonomy places the organism in Eukaryota, Fungi, Ascomycota, Pezizomycetes, Pezizales, Tuberaceae.
GAGGAGAACACGGUGUUGGGGGGAAGGAAAUACAGUACCUAUUUCAUUGGCAGAGGUUGAUCUGGCUAGAGUAAACGCCAACCGGCCCCGUUUUCGUACCGAUAAUGUUAUCAUAUGGCCGAGUAGGACUGCGGGAUGGUUGAUACGUAGGGGGAGGAGCUCAAGGUGGGGACGCACCCUUUACUUUUGUUUCCUGUCCAAAUUCCGGUGCGGAAUCCAUCUUGCCGCUUGUUUUCUAUUCAUCUCUCUCUCUCUACCUCCUUCACCUUCUUUUCUUCGCUUCCCUCUUGCUCUCAUCAUCCAUCUCCCCUCCGUCUUGACAAACAUCCUCACAUUUUCACCUGUCACACACACCUGCUGCAUUCACCACACCACUAUCUUUCACCACUACCCGCAGCGGGAGAUUAAAAAAAAGGAAAAAGACCGAAAAAAAAAGAAGGAACCUAUCUCUGCGGGCUUUCUUUCUACCCAUCUCUUAUAAUUCAGCCUUUUUGUUGCUGCAUAUUGCCCUGUCAAUUUUUGCUGUUUUUUCUGGUGGCUGCUUGGUACUUUCUUUUAGAAGAAAAAAGAAAAGAAAAAAAGAGCAGCGAGAAGUCAUUGAGAACACUCACGGUACGAAAUGUCUGAGGCACCGGAAGGCAGAAGAGAUGUCAAGAACCACCUUCUGUUCGAGAUUUCUACAGAGGUUGCAAACCGGGUUGGCGGUAUCUAUUCCGUCAUAAAGUCUAAAGCGCCAAUCACUACUGCUGAGUAUGGCGAGCGUUACUGCCUUAUCGGCCCCCUCAACCGUACUUCUGCUGCGGUUGAAGUUGAAGCUCUUGAGCCGACCAAUCCGGCACUAAAGGCCACCCUCGCUGCUAUGAGUGAUCGAGGAAUUCAAUGGCUGUACGGUAGAUGGCUUAUUGACGGUGCCCCAAGGGUGCUUCUUUUUGAUACAGGUACUGGGUAUAAGCACUUGGACGAAUGGAAGGGGGAUCUGUGGAGUACAGCCGGGAUCCCAUGCCCACCGGGCGAUGCCGAGACCAAUGAGGCUGUCGUGUUUGGCUACCUAGUUGCCUGGUUCCUUGGAGAGUUCGUCAGCCACGAGCAAUCCCGUGCAGUUAUUGCGCAUUUCCAUGAGUGGCUCGCCGGUGUGGCUCUCCCCCUUUGCCGCAAGCGAAGAAUUGAUGUUACAACUAUCUUCACAACUCACGCUACACUGCUCGGAAGAUACUUGUGCGCUGGAUCCGUUGAUUUCUACAACAACCUUCAGUAUUUCGAUGUGGAUGCUGAAGCGGGCAAGAGAGGGAUCUACCACCGUUACUGUAUCGAGCGUGCAGCAACCCAUUCUUGUGAUGUCUUCACUACAGUUUCUCAUAUCACGGCUUACGAGAGCGAGCACCUGCUCAAACGCAAACCGGAUGGCGUUUUGCCCAAUGGAUUGAACGUUGUAAAGUUUUCGGCGAUGCACGAGUUUCAAAAUCUCCAUGCCCAGUCCAAGGAAAAGAUUCAUGAUUUUAUAAGGGGUCAUUUUUAUGGUCAUAACGAUUUUGAUCUAGAAAAUACUCUCUACUUCUUCACAGCAGGGCGUUAUGAGUAUCGCAAUAAGGGGGUUGACAUGUUCAUUGAAUCGCUAGCUCGGUUGAACCACCGUCUGAAGAUCUCUGGGUCAAAGACCACCGUCGUUGCAUUCAUUAUCAUGCCGGCUCAGACACACUCUCUAACUGUUGAAGCUUUGAAAGGCCAGGCUGUUAUCAAAGCACUGCGGGACACUGUGGAUAACAUUGAGAAAGGGAUUGGGAAGAGGCUGUUUGAGCGUGCGUUGAGGUGGCAUGAUGGAGAACAAGUUCCGGCUGAGAAGGACCUCAUGAGCAAUCAAGAAAAAGUCAUGCUGAAACGGCGAGUGUAUGCUCUGAAGCGAAAUGCUCUUCCACCGAUUGUCACGCACAACAUGAUUGAUGACCAAGCCGACCCUAUUCUUAACCAAAUCCGGAGGGUACAACUGUUCAACCAUCCCUCCGAUCGAGUUAAGAUCGUUUUCCAUCCCGAGUUUUUGAAUUCAUCGAACCCCGUUUUGUCGCUUGACUACGAUGACUUUGUUCGCGGGACCCAUCUUGGAGUUUUUGCAUCCUACUACGAACCUUGGGGUUAUACUCCUGCCGAAUGCACUGUCAUGGGUGUACCGUCGAUCACGACCAAUCUUUCUGGUUUUGGGUGCUACAUGGAAGAAUUGAUCGAAAAUGCAUCUGACUAUGGUAUCUACAUUGUGGACCGCCGAAUGAAGGGAGUCGAUGACAGCGUCAACCAGCUUUGCCAGUUCAUGUACGAUUUUACUGUUAAAAGCAGGAGGCAGAGGAUCAACCAAAGGAAUAGAACUGAGCGAUUAAGUGAUCUCUUGGACUGGAAGAGGAUGGGCAUGGAAUAUGUUAAGGCAAGGCAAUUAGCCUUGAGAAGAGCCUACCCCGGUUCGUUCGAUUCUAAGGAACCAUUCCCAUUCUUCGACGGUACGGAACAAAAGGUUUCACGUCCCUUGUCUGCUCCUGGCUCCCCAAGAGACCGCUCCGGCAUGAUGACCCCUGGAGAUUUCCCGUCAUUGCAGGAAGGAAUGGAAGGAUUGAAUACAGAUGAUUACGUUGGUUGGAGAUUGCCCGAGGAGGAGGAUCCUGAUGAUUAUCACUUCCCCUUGACCCUCAGAGCACCUCUUACCAAGAGACAACAGCCAUCUGUUAAUGGCGAACAUAACAGCUAGGAUGGGGAACACCCUGGCGCACCGUUUGGGGGUGGCGAAGCAGAGUGAGCAAUGAACCUAAAAAAGAAAGGCAGGUUGGCACUCAAGAAUACCGCCUUUUACUGCACUGUUUCUAUGGGUAUUGGCCGAGGCGGGUUGAGGAAAGUGAUGCCAUUCCGUAUAAUUGUAUUUCUAGUGAUCAAAUGUUUCGUUUGUCAGAUACUUCAUUGUUUGAUAUCGGACUUCUUUUUUUUCCUUUUUUUUCCCUUUCUUUCCAUGAUUUCUUCCCUAAAAAAGACCACUAGAUGAACUACUGUUGGUAGCUAGCAAGCGCGAGUGGGUCUGUGGAUUGCAGUGGAUGAGGAAGGAUGAUGGUCGAACCAUGGUAUGAUACCUU